Molecule: messenger RNA, 354 nt
Organism: Acanthoscelides obtectus
Lineage: Eukaryota; Metazoa; Arthropoda; Insecta; Coleoptera; Chrysomelidae
Source: the annotation of a GenBank genome assembly
AUGGAACUGCCGUUGUGUGCCGUGGCAGUGCGUUUGGUGGAACAAUUCGCUAGAUAUCAGAACACAAGCUGCCAGGAAGACGACGUUUCAACUUACGUUCAACAUUUAAAUGCCCUCUAUUCAGAUUUUGAAUCUAGGUUUGAGGAUAUCUUGACUAUGGUAAUACCACCGUGGAUAAUUAAUCCAUAUGGUGACAUAGAAGAAACGAAUGUCAUAAUACAAGAGGAACUGACUGAACUAAGUACAAACGAAGAACUUAAGUUUUCAGAUGACCUGCCGUCAUUCUGGUUGCUGUUUGCGUGCCAUUGGUCUAGAGCCCUUCUGUUCCAGGUGUAUACCGGGGUAUUAAAAUAG